GUACAAAAGCUUUAUUCUGUAUGGGAGGCAGACAUCAUCCCCAACCAUAAGGGUUUGAUUAUAUUUAUGGAACAAGCUCAAGAUCACUUGUAGCUUCUGUGGAAUAUAACAGGUCCUGUGUGGACAAUGGCAUCGGAGGAGAUGGAAGGUUUGUGCCCAUUACCAGAGGUGACUGGCAUCAAGGUCGAGCCAUCAGUCAGCAUUGGUUCAGUGGAGGAUGCCAACUCACAGAACGCCAUGGGGAUAAAGUUUAUAUUACCCAAUCGCUUUGACAUGAACGUAUGCUCACGCUUUGUGAAGUCGCUGAACGAGGAAGACAGUAAAAACAUCCAGGACCAGGUGAACUCUGAUCUGGAGGUGGCCUCUGUGUUAUUUAAAGCGGAGUGUAAUAUCCAAACAUCUCCCUCACCUGGUAUUCAGGUUAGGCAUGUGUACACGCCAUCGACCACCAAACACUUCUCUCCCAUUAAGCAGUCCACCACACUCACCAACAAACACCGUGGGAACGAGGUCUCAUCCACACCGUUGCUUGUUCACUCACUGUCUAUACAUCAGUUGGCGGCACAAGGAGAGAUGGUGUUCCUUGCAAGUCGAAUAGAACAAGAGUCUGUGAUAAACCUGCAGGAUGAGGAAGGAUUCACCCCACUGAUGUGGGCAGCAGCUCAUGGACAGAUUGCUGUGGUGGAGUUCCUGUUACAGAGUGGUGCAGAUCCUCAUCUCUUGGCCAAAGGGAGAGAGAGUGCCCUGUCAUUGGCCUGCAGUAAAGGGUACACAGAUAUUGUCAGAAUGCUUAUCGACUGUGGAGUUGACGUCAAUGAGUACGAUUGGAAUGGUGGUGCUCCGUUACUCUACGCAGUGCAUGGUAAUCAUGUUCGCUGUGUGGAAAUCCUCUUAGAGAGUGGAGCUGACCCAACCAUGGAGUCAGACUCUGGGUUCAACGCUAUGGACAUGGCUGUGGCGAUGGGCCAUAGAAAUGUCCAACAGGUCUUGGAGGCUCAUCUUCUGAAGCUUCUGCAAGGUAUCAAAGAAUAACCAUGGCAUGUACAUGACAAAUUGGGAGUGAAUAUUUGAGUGUUAAAUAUCUGCUAACUCACUGAUGAAGUGAAUUGUCAUUUUUGAAUCCACCAUUGAAUGAACAUACAAAUGUACUGACCCAUAAACACAUGACAAUUGCUGACAUCAGAAA
Rhinichthys klamathensis goyatoka is the source of this 1186-nucleotide messenger RNA. It is a transcript of the gene ankra2, whose product is annotated as ankyrin repeat, family A (RFXANK-like), 2. The record is from RefSeq and is a predicted model, not a curated record. Gene Ontology annotation, molecular function: protein binding. The transcript has 8 exons. NCBI's taxonomy places the organism in Eukaryota, Metazoa, Chordata, Actinopteri, Cypriniformes, Leuciscidae. Bases 127 to 1032 code for a protein of 301 amino acids. Gene Ontology annotation, cellular component: cytoplasm; nucleus.